GUGUAACGUUUCCUCGCCUCGCUAUUUCAACUAAGCAGUUCCACGGGACCUGCAGGAUUCACCCACCGGGAGUCCCCUAAGAACUGAACCCGACCCUGGGAUGAGAACUUUAGCUUGAGUUUGAUUUUUAUUUAAUUUAGUUUUUUUAGUUUUCAUUUAUAUUAUUUUAUUCAUUUUUUGCAAUCUCUUUUGCGAUUUUGAGGGAUAAUUAGAAUCGCUCUUAUACCUGCUGCUAUACUCUCGGAGAACGGCGUGCAGUUGGAUUGAUACCUCUUUUGCUCGGCGAUUGCUGGACAACCCGCGGAUUAUUGUGCUCAUAUGUGUCUGUCUUCGAGGGGAAGGACAUUGACAGCGUUGUGGGUCGCCCUGCUCAAAGGAAUGCACCCCCUUCGAAUCGGAUCGCUAAGGAGCAUUAACAGUCUCGUCUGAAUGAAAGACUGCCGCGCAACCCGUUUUUUCUCCUUCUCUUUUAGCAUUCACUAGGUUUGGAGCCGUCCCGGUGCGUGGGAUAUUUGCACGAUCGGCGACCGCAACCACUUCUCUACUGUGGUGGGACUAAAUCGGAACAGAUUUCUUUGUGGGGAUUUGAUUUUUUUACAUAUAAUUUUAUUAUUCAUAUUUUCUUCCUCUGGAUCGGGAUUACAGAGUUUGCUUGUGCGCCUGAUUGUCUCUGUUAGUCUUAUUGGCGAUACACUUUUUAAAAAUUAUACAUAUAAUAUUUAUAAUCAGAGAUUGAGAUCUGCCGUGGUGGAUGCGAUAAUGGGGGACUCGAUGUGGAGAUACUGUUUUGGAGUUUUGUUAAUUGUGUGCAAGGUGAACCUGUCCCGUGCGCUCAUUUUAGAGUCCAUCUACUGGAAUACAACAAAUACCAAAUUCGUCCCGGGACAAGGGCUGGUCUUGUACCCCCAGAUCGGGGAUAAGAUGGACAUUGUGUGCCCGCGGGUGGACGGCGGGGUGGGCGAGGGGGUGGAGUAUUACAAGCUGUACAUGGUGCAGCGGGCGCAGCUGGAGAGCUGCACCAUCACCAAAGCGGACACCCCCCUGCUGAACUGCGUCAAGCCUGACCAGGACGUCAAGUUCACCCUGAAGUUCCAGGAGUUCAGCCCCAACCUGUGGGGCCUGGAGUUCUUCAGGGGGCGGGACUAUUACAUCAUCUCUACUUCUAAUGGCACGAUGGAGGGUCUGGAGAACCAAGAGGGAGGCGUGUGCAAGACCAAGUCUAUGAAGAUUGUCAUGAAAGUGGGACAGAAUCCUUAUGAUCCAGUUUCACCCAAAGACUACCCCACUGGGUAUCCCCCCAAGCACCCAGAGGGAGGGGGGAAGGACUUCACCAAUAAGGAAAAUGAUGUUGUUGACAAACACGGUGCUUCUCAGCGGGAGGGGGAGACGGACGGCAAGGGCGGCAAGCCCUCCAGCAUCAUCGGCUCGGAGGUGGCGCUCUUCGCCGGCAUCGCCUCGGGCAGCGUCAUCUUCAUCGUGGUCAUCAUCAUGCUGGUGCUGCUGCUGCUCAAGUACCGGCGGCGGCACCGCAAGCACUCGCCCCAGCACUCCACCACGCUGUCGCUCAGCACACUGGCCACGCCCAAGCGCGGCAGCGGCGGCAACAACAACGGCUCCGAGCCCAGCGACAUCAUCAUCCCGCUCAGGACUGCCGACAGCGUCUUCUGCCCGCACUACGAGAAGGUCAGCGGGGACUACGGCCACCCCGUCUACAUCGUCCAGGAGAUGCCCCCACAAAGCCCCGCCAACAUCUACUACAAGGUCUGAACUUCCGGCCGGACGGACGCGCUGGUCAUCGAUGUCCUUGUUUUACUACUAUUAUUGUUAUAAUUAUAAUUAUUAUUAUUAUUACGGUUCUUGUUACAAGUAUAAUUCAUAGAGAUUUCCGGAGAACUCCUGGCCGAGGUGCUGUCUGUGCGGGGGCCUCUCACUAUGGGGGGGCCUGCCGGUUUGUGCACUACGGCCGACGCCGUGGGCACGGCGCCACAGUGUGCCACGAACGGCGAGCGGAGGAGUUCUGGGAAACGGUAGAACAGGAGAAGGACACCCGAGUGACGGCGGGAGUACUGGCGACCUCCUCACCACUCCUGGGGAUUCUCCCCGAGCGAGGGGCUGUACUGCCUGUGAGGGAUGGCAGCAAGAUGGAUGGCGAGAGAGAGAGAGGGAGAGAGGGAGAGAGGGGCGAGAGAACUGGAUUGAAAUUGAGAGAGGGAGGACUGGCGGACCAUGAACUCAUUUCGGAGGAGAUUUCUCCGCGGCUUUUCUUUCGCCAGAGACGUUCCUGGGAUUAAAAGCGAGAGAGAAGAAGAAACAGGGAAUUCCCUGAACACGGACACAGGCCUUUUUGACACAGACUCUCUAAUCCACAGACGAAACUCACUCACUCACUCACUCACUCAGCCACUCACUCACCCACUCACUCACUCAUGAAUAGUUUCAGCCUUUCUUAGAAACCCCUUACGCUUCGAGUCCUGUUUUUUCCUCACUGUCCGCCAUGCCUAUUUUUAGCAUAAAUUUCUACCGCCGUUGUUACUUGAAAGCUUAAAAAAGAUUUCUUUUUUUAAAUGUUAGAAGUUUAAAUGUCUCUUUUUUUAAUUUCUGUGUUGACCAUUUGCAGACCGUUUUGAUACUGGAAGUUGUUGCAAAUCUGUUACGCUCAUAGCUGUGCUGUUUAUGCAUCACAUAGACAUACAGGGGAAUUAGCAAAGAGCCCAGCAACUAGAAAUGCAGAAAGUGGAGUGUGAGGUGGAGAAAGUGGAGGAAGAGAGGGGGGAGAGGAUGAAAGAGAGGGUGAGGGAAUAGCGUGUUAACUGACUGGGCAGGACGACAUACUUGUCUGUCUAUAAGCAGCCAAAGGAUUCACUAUUGGGGGAAGGGUCAGAUGAGGGGCAGGGCAACCCUUCUUAUGGUACCACCCCAUCCAUGUAGGUGGCAGUGCAGUUGAAGAAGCCAACAGGAGCUUCCGUAGCUUUGGAUCGAGCUAGGUUUUGGAAUAGUGUCAAGGUAGAGGUCUUGCGCUCCCUACAGCGUGGAGGACUGAAAUGCAGGCCAGCAGGAUUGAUGUGAAAAGGGCUUCUUGGAAAGAUGGAUGGAAUCCUUGAAUUGUAGGUACAGGCAAUAAAAGUACAUCCUGCCUUACGGUCAUUUAACUGAAUAGACAUAAAAGAGGAGGAACACUAGUGUAGUUCAGCGAGCUGCUGAAGCAGGCUUUAGGUACUGCGCUGUCCCUUCUAUGGGCCCGGCCAAGAGCCGCUUUGCAGGGCCGCUACAGGGCUGCCACUGUCCAGGGCUCUUACCAACAUGUAAAGCACAGGCAUAUAGCUCACAAAAUGUACCCUUUCCAUUUCAUUUCAUUUCAUUUCAAUGUUUUCACCUUAAUUGUUGGUUUGUUUGGUUUGUAAACCUUUCACGUGACCAUAGAUGUACAUUUUAAAAGGGGAGACAUCAAAAGAAAAGAAAAAAAA
Molecule: messenger RNA, 3464 nt
Organism: Megalops cyprinoides (Indo-Pacific tarpon)
Lineage: Eukaryota; Metazoa; Chordata; Actinopteri; Elopiformes; Megalopidae
Product: ephrin-B2a-like
Exons: 5
Coding region: 760-1767 (335 amino acids)
Biological process (GO): blood vessel morphogenesis; ephrin receptor signaling pathway; axon guidance
Cellular component (GO): plasma membrane
Molecular function (GO): ephrin receptor binding
Source: RefSeq, a predicted model, not a curated record